Molecule: messenger RNA, 2650 nt
Organism: Papilio polytes (common Mormon)
Lineage: Eukaryota; Metazoa; Arthropoda; Insecta; Lepidoptera; Papilionidae
Gene: Mctp
Product: multiple C2 and transmembrane domain-containing protein 1-like
Exons: 15
Coding region: 416-2629 (737 amino acids)
Biological process (GO): regulation of neurotransmitter secretion
Cellular component (GO): synaptic vesicle membrane
Molecular function (GO): calcium ion binding
Source: RefSeq, a predicted model, not a curated record
AACGUACAGACUUCGCGUUAACACGCUAAGGGACAUAAUUAGUGACCAAUAUCUGGCAGUAAAUAAAUGUCAAGUUAUGUUACUUAGAAAUAUUGACAUUUACAAGCGUAUGUUUGUCAUGUUUGCAAUAAAUAAAAUUAUUGUUGAUCUCUCUGUUUGCUAAUUAUACUAUACCAUGUUGCUAUAUUGCAUUACUAGUAGUCAGCGGCCAGUCGCGAGCGGCGCAGCACGCGUAUUCAAGGUUACCUCGCAACAAAACAAAAUAAACACUAACGAGUGAUAAAGUGCGUGUUACUUGUGAACAUUUGAAGAUUUAUUAUUGUGAAGUUUUAACAAACAAUUUACUAAAAAUCCAUCUAAGUUACUUAACAAAUAAUAAUGUGCCAGUAGUUAAAGAGACGGGAAAGUUAAAAUAAUGUCAGAGUUAGAAAACAAAAUGGAAAAAAUCAAGAAUAGAUUAAUAAAAAUUCACGGGAAGAUACAAGAUACUGUCGAAGAUAUCCAAGAUCAAGUACAGACGAAAAUAGAAAAAUCUAGACUUGCAAGUUUUGUUUCUCAUUUAUCAGAAGAGAGAAAAUCUAUCGACUCCGAAGACAAACUUGAGUCAAAUGUUAUUAAAUCUAAUAGUAUACCAUCAGUUGUUAUCAACGAACCGAUAGAUGGCGUUGAUCAAAAGGAAAUCUGUCGAAAUUUCAUUAAAAUAGAAAGCAACGGCGCCAUUUAUAGAAGUUUGUCGGAAUCAAACUUGGCUUUUGACGAUGAGAUUUUUGACAGCUCAAGUGAUUCCUGUAUCUCGUGUUUAUCUUCCAGCGAUGAAAGAAGUUCGGAUAUAAGACCUCGAGCUGGUAGCUGCCCUCCAGGCCAGAAGCUAGAUGUACCCAGUAGCUGUGGUGACUUGAUAGAAAAAAUCAGCAACCGCUUCCCCGGACUUAGGAGUAAGGGUGAACGGAUUCAUAGGUAUCUUUUGAAGAAUACGAGGUUAAGUGACGUUAACAAACGACUAAAGGCUCAGAUAUGGAGCUCCGUGGUGACGAUAGUUCUUGUUGAGGCGAAGAAUUUGCAAGCGAUGGAUGUAGAUACUAGAUCUAGUGAUCCUUAUUGCAAAUUUAGGUUAGGUAAUGAAAAAUACAAAAGUAAAGUAGUAUGGAAAUCCCUUCAUCCAUCAUGGCUCGAACAGUUUGAUCUACAUUUAUAUGACGAUCAAGAACAAAUACUGGAAGUGACAGUGUGGGACAAGGACAAACAGACUAAAGACGACUUUUUAGGGAGAUGUACAAUAGAUUUAUCGUCAUUAGAAAGAGAGAAAACGCAUAAUAUAUGGCAGGACUUAGAAGAUGGAAAUGGACAGAUAUUUCUAUUGUUAACUAUCAGCGGCACCACGCAAUCGGAAACUAUUACUGAUCUAACUAGUUAUAAAGAAAAUCCUAGAGAUAUCGAAAUAAUAGAAAAGAGAUAUUUGUGGUACCGUCUCAACGAGCACUCGAGCGGUGUGGGCUGGCUGUGUGUCAAAGUGUACGGCGCCAAGGGCUUGGCGGCGGCCGACCUCGGCGGCAAGUCUGACCCCUUCUGUGUACUGGAACUCGGCAACGCCCGGCUUCAGACACACACGGAGUACAAGACUUUAACACCUAACUGGAUGAAGAUAUUUACUUUUACAGUCAAAGACAUCACAUCGAUACUAGAUAUUACUGUCUACGAUGAAGACCACGACCACAAAGUAGAGUUCCUAGGUAAACUGGCGAUACCACUUCUGAACAUACGCAAUGGUGAGAAGCGAUGGUUCGCGCUCAAAGACAAGAAGAUGAGAGCUAGAGCAAAAGGGAAUUAUCCACAGAUAUUAUUGGAAAUGAUGGUCAUAUGGAACCCGCUUAAAGCUGCAAUAAGAGCAGUAAAUCCAAAAGAACCAAAAUACAUGCAUCAAGAAUCAAAAUUCAAACGGCAGCUGUUUAUAAGAAAUGUGAUGAGAUUAAAAGCGAUCAUAAUGUGGUUCAUUGAAGUCGGAAAAAUAUUACAAGACUGUUUCGAAUGGGAAUCUAGAUUAAGAUCGUUCCUAGGUCUACUGGCGUGGCUCGCCUUUUGUUACUACUACCAGAUGUGGAUGUUGCCGUUUCUACUUCUAGUCUUCUUCUCGAGGAACUGGCUCAUCUACAGACUUACUGGAGGUAAUCCGUUAUUAUUGCCAGUUGAUGAUGAGGACUUACUGGCUGAAGAAGAUGACGAAGAAGAAGUUGAUAAGGAAGAGAAGAAAUCAUUAAAGGAAAGAUUGCAAGCGAUACAAGAAGUCACGCAAACUGUGCAAAAUGCGAUAGGUUAUGUCGCGUCAUUAGGAGAGGCUGUUAAAAACUUAAUGAACUUCACGGUGCCAUGUCUUAGUUAUUUAGCUAUAUUUAUGUUAUUUGGAGCUAUGCUGGUCUUGUAUGUUAUACCGCUGCGAUAUCUCCUGAUGGCUUGGGGUGUAAAUAAAUUUACAAGAAAAAUUCUCAGACCACACACGAUACCAAACAAUGAAGUUUUAGACCUGCUAUCACGAGUACCAGAUGAUGAGAUAUUGCUUGAUUGCAGAGAACUUAAACCUCAUCCACCGAACGAAGCUCGAAGGGACGCAAGAAAAAAACACAAAGCCGCCUAAAUACAGAUUAUAGCUUGUCAA